Molecule: messenger RNA, 3420 nt
Organism: Giardia duodenalis
Lineage: Eukaryota; Fornicata; Diplomonadida; Hexamitidae
Exons: 1
Coding region: 1-3420 (1139 amino acids)
Source: RefSeq, a predicted model, not a curated record
AUGGAUCCACAAAGGGCAGACCCGAAAAGUGUCAAAUUGGACAGGGUCAAGCUAGUUGAGGCCGUAGUUGCGUAUAGACGUUGGUUCGUGGAUGCGCGUGGCAAGCCCAACCCGUCGUUCACUAAGGCACACAGUAACUUUGAUAUACUUUACGAGCAAAUAUCUGCCAUUGUUGCUAAGACAGAGGCAAAGAACAUGAGCUACGGCGAGACAGUUGAAAACUUUCUUGUCCUUUUGAGCUCAAAUCUUUUUACUUAUGCAAACAAGUUCUUCUUCACCGAAGGAGGUGGGCACAACUUCUUUGCGUCUACAGAGCACACAGCGAUUGCAAAACAGAUCUGGUGGGUUAUCAAAGAGAUACACAUCUAUCUCAUCGACGGCGCUCUGCACCCCGUGUUAGGCGCUGGGGAGGAGUCCAUCCAGGUAGGCUCAACAACCAUAACAUCCACUAUUACUGUGAGCGACCACCGUGCAGUGCGGAUUCCUAACGGUGCUAAGUCCAAAUACUACGAAGAGAUACAGGCCAUAAAUGUCUUCAUUGAUAUGUUUGCGCGAAACGCAAAUGCUCUACACCUUAGUAAGACAGACAUGAUGCAGCUCUGCCGAACGGCCUUCAGUAUAUGCAUUGAUACACCAGCGUUGUCUCUGGAGCUGCCAUCAUCCAUUAGUUCGAUGCUCAUUGACUUGUCGUGUGGUGAGAUAGAUGCCAUAGAGCUUCUCAAUGCUAUCUUUGACCGAUUCAAGGAAUAUGACAUUGAGAUCUCGCGUGUCUUCACCAUGCUGCUCCUCUUUGUGAAGAACCAGAUCAAUCUCUGUUUCUUUGACGAGGAGUACGAUAUGCGAGUGUGCACUUCAUCAGAGAGCUCCGAGUCUAGCUACAAGCGCGGGCUUUUAAAGAUGCUGAAGCGCAUUCACCCUUUAGUUAUUAAUCUAAGAUCUGCAUACCCUCCGAAGUAUAUUGACUCGGAACUUAUAGACGUCAUUCUCCGCACAUUCUUGGUGCACCUAAUAUCAAUCAGUAUAACUGACUCAACGCUUUACAUAUACUUAAAUACCUUGGCCCAUAGCAUAAGGUAUUGCCGCAAUAGCUAUAGCUCCGCCGCAAAUCAAAUUCUUGUUUAUCUUAUUGUUGGAUGUGAAAAGUCAAAGCUUACGAGCCCCGUUUCCAAGCGUCCCUCGUUGGCAGAAGUAACAAGCCGGAUGGAUCAACUGACCUCCAGUCUUAAGAAGAAUGCGCCGCGCACUAGUGUAAGCUCAGCCACUCAGUCCAUUGAUGUGUCUCUUAAGCCCCCAGAGUUCUUAAAAAUAGAGAGCUCCUUGGCCAUGCAGGAAAAGCCUACGCUGUCCUCUAAAAACGUCGCUGCAUCUACACCUAUUGAGUGGCAUACGAAGUCAAACAGUCAUUUCACCCGCUCGCCUCUGACAAUGAAUGAUUCUCCCUCGGCUGUCUUAGAGGACAGCCUGAAAGUGAUGGAGAUGCCGUCCCCACUAUUGUGCAACAAUCAGGAGAAGGUAGCACCCAUCACAACACAGCCGUCUGCCGUUCUCUCUAAGCAGAUGUCUCCCCCCAGGGUUGUUCCUAAGCCCCCCUCUAAGAAGUACAACGUCAGUAUCACAAAUGACUCAUACAAUUACACUCCCAUUUGGAAAUAUAGCGGAUUUAUUUUGCACCAGAUGGAUGCUCUAACCAAUCGAGACCAGCCCUUGGAUAACUUCAUCUAUGCAAUAAGUAAGGUCGACGGAUCCCUUGUCCCUAUUCUGAAUUUCGUGGCUGAAACAGAGCAUUAUCAUUACCAGAUGUAUUUACCAAACCUUCUUAAGUACAUUAUAUCAUUAGAUCAUACGUAUUUUUCGUGUCCUGGACACCUUAGUAACGCAUACAAGCUGGUAUCUGCGUGCAUGCACAUCUUACAAUCUCUACUGGACAUAGGAUUUGCAAUGACGAUAACUGAACUAGAACAGUCGGUGAAGACGAUGAUCUCACCCGUUAACAACGUCAGCUGCAAUGUGUUACAAGGCUACUCUAGUCCUCUCCCCAUGCUCAGGAGGAACAAUAGAUGCUACAUGAAAACGAUCAGCGACGUCAAGGAGCUGACUGCCAAUACGCCCGCAGACACAGCCAAGAUGGACAUUUACGUCGAGAUAGGGAGAAAAUCUAUAUCAAACACCAUCAAGCGGAGUCAUCUUUCUGUAACGUUCCCACCAGAUAUGAGCACACACGUUGCAGGGCUCUUCUCUUCAGACAGGACACUUAAAUCUGCCAGCAGUACGACUCUUUCGGGACUCUGCACAGGGUACAACUCCCCCAAAAUAAGCUCGCCAAUUCCUCAGCAAGCAAGAGAGCGGAACCCCAUGCUGUUCGCGCAAGAACAGACCCACUCAUUCAUACUGGAUGGAACGGGGACCUUCAAAACAGAUGACCUCCCGAGCUCCGUCAUCAAUAGCAAAGAGUACCAUUUCCAAUUUGUGUACAUGCAUAGUCCUCUGCUAUAUUUUGCACUGGAGGCAUAUAGCCAUCUCGUAAGAAUAUCAAAUUAUAUCCUCUCCUUCUCUACAGACUCCCUUGAGGAAACGCUUAUAAGUAGAGAUGCUCGUAACAAGAAGACCUCAGAAAUCCUCUUUUGGAUACCUCUGCAAUAUAUAGAGGAUGUGGAUCCGUGGCCCAAGUACGGUGCUAAGCUUCCUCUGUCGCUCUCCCUGUUCCGGCUCAGAUCUUUCGUUAUCAAUUUCCGUACAAAGCAGGUGAACAUUGAGCAGACCCUCGACAAAAAGAAGAAGACCAAGAAGCGUAAGAUGGACCUGCUCUCCCGAGCUCUACCUGGCAACAGGUUCACCCAAAGUGCCAUCGAACGUAGCCUGAAUAACAGUGCCAUCGAACAGAUGCAGCACUCUAACAUCAGUAUCGAUGAUAUGAUCAGCGGACUGGGCGACGAAGAUCUUCUGGAAAAGAUUCCUUUCUUUGGUGGAAAGGCAUCCUCCCAGCCAGAUGUCCUGGGGUCCCUAUUGAGCAUGAUUCGGAUUGGAACAGGGGUCCUAGAAAACCUUGUGCUUCUCGAUUCCACAUAUGCAGAUUUCAGAUAUAACAUGACCAUGGGCGACCUUGCCCUGGAAAAUUGGCCAUUUCCAAUAGGAAAGAUUAGCUGUCACUUUUCACUACACACAGAUGGGCAAACCUUGGAAGUUGACCAUCCAGUAUACAUAAAUGCGUCCCAUACGUGGGAUUAUUUGUAUGGAUUGACAAGAACCAUUGUUCUACGUAUGGACAGAGACAUUGUAUUCAAGCGUACACUGAACUUUGGCAAUUUUGUCCUCCUCUCACAGACAAAAGGCGACGAAGCUGCCCUUCAGGAGGCGCUAGAGCAGAUAACGGAGCGGCACUCCAGGAUUCUCUGCUAUCUCCUAGGUCGGAAGGUACAAUAG